AUGGAGUCAGAAAAGAAAAAAACAUUCCAAAUCAAAGCUAAGGUACCGUGUGUGAAGAAGUUCAUUGCAUUCAGAGAUGGGUUGACUAACAUCCGUCGAUACGCAUUCACACUCAAAUAUGGGAAGAUUCUACAGUUGUUGUCAGUACCAGUACAAAAGGAUGCUAUUACCGCACUAGCCCAGUUUUAUGAUCCAUCACUCAGAAGUUUCCUCUUUAAAGAUUUCCAGUUGGCCCCGACUUUGGAAGAAUUUGGAAGAAUAUUGGACUCUCCUAAGCAGAAGAAGGGACCAUACAAGGGGUUAGGUCAAAUCCCUGAACCCGAAGAGUUGGCAGAAGUAUUAAGCAUCCCAGUCAAAGAUCUAACCCCUAACAUCAAAAUUUGGGGAAAGGUACAGGGAAUUCCACAAGAGUACCUGGAGAAAACUGCUCAAGGCUUUGCUGAAGCCCAGAAGUGGGAAGCCCAUGAUACUAUUAUGGCUUUACUUAUUUUUGGAUUAGUGUUAUUUCCUAACAUGGAGAAGUUAGUUGAUGUAGCAGCUAUUAGCGUGUUUUGGGCCGUCAAGGUUAAGAACGAAGAUCCAGUUGAUACAAUUGAAAGUAUGGAUGGAUAUGAGUGGUCUCAAAAGUUAGUAGGACUCACUGAAAAUACCAUUAUUUGGUAUCCUUAUGGCUUGAAUGUGGGAGAUACAAUUACUAGUUAUGGAGAGUUUCCGAAUGUACCAUUAAUAGGGUCAAAAGGGUGCAUUAACUACAAUCCUGUUUUAGCAGUAAGGCAGUUGGGUUAUCCUAUCACAUACAAACCAGGUGACCAGUUGUUAGAAGGUUUUGUGUUCCAUGAUAUGGAGGAUCCCGUUAUGCUGAGAAGGGUUAUCCGAGCCUGGGAGAAAGUUCACUUCAGAGGACAAGACAAAGGAAAGGGUGUUAUAGGGGAUAGAGAACCAUAUCAUCAAUGGGUCACCAGAAGAAGUCAAGAGAUCAAACUGCCAUUCAUCCUCGAUCCUCCAACUCAACCUCCACCACCAGAACCCAUCCCUGUCUCCAUGGAAGAAGUGGAAGCAUUGAGAGCUACUAUAGCAAGACUUGGACGAAAAAAUGAAGAGCUACAGGCCAGCUUCCAGCAAGUUUCAAAUGAAAGAAAUGAGAUAAAGUGGGAACUAGAGAGGAAGAAGGCCCAACUUGAAGCGACUGAGGAAAAGGUCGAUAAGGAAGAACAUAAGAGAAAGAAAGUGAAAAUAAGCAUGGAACAAGCUGACCACUGCCUAGAAACCAUUAAAGAGCAGUUGAGACAAGUUGAGAAAGAAUGCCAAAAGAAUAAGCGAUGGUGGCUACGAGCUACAUAA
Lathyrus oleraceus (garden pea) is the source of this 1341-nucleotide messenger RNA. RefSeq lists its product as uncharacterized. The record is from RefSeq and is a predicted model, not a curated record. The transcript is spliced from 2 exons. Lineage: Eukaryota; Viridiplantae; Streptophyta; Magnoliopsida; Fabales; Fabaceae. The coding region runs from base 1 to 1341 and encodes 446 amino acids.